Parnassius apollo (apollo) is the source of this 708-nucleotide messenger RNA. The record is from the annotation of a GenBank genome assembly. NCBI's taxonomy places the organism in Eukaryota, Metazoa, Arthropoda, Insecta, Lepidoptera, Papilionidae.
AUGGAUUCAAGGGCCAGAAAAUUGGUGAAUCUCGCCAUAAAUAAUGACAGUGCAGCAAUGAAUGAGAAUACAGGUAACGAAAACCCAUUCAGUAAUCCACAACCAAGUACAUCUCGAACCCUAAAACAAACUAUUUUAGAUGAAACAGUAAGUGACUUUUCUAGUGACGAUUCUGUGGCCGAUCCUAACUACUCUCCGGGCAGUCCUAGCUUACUUACACAACAUAAAGAAAUGGAAAUUGCUGUUCCUAAUGCAUCAGUGGAUAUGCAUAUAACGUCAGGCAAUGAGACACCUGAAAACAUUGGAGAUAUUUCUUUGCUACAACAAAACCAACCAGUGUCCUGUAGAAAAAAUAAGCAAGAAAACAAAUUAAAAAGAAAUCUUGGCCAAUCUUAUGUAACAACUUCUGGGAAAACUAUUGGAAAACGUCAAAUGAAAGAAUUACCUAACUGUCGCAAUAAGUGCCGACAGAAAAUAAGUGAUAAACAGCGCGCUUUGAUACACAAGGAGGUUUGGAAUCUUGGGUCUUACGAUUUAAGGGCAGCAUUCAUUUCAUCUUUGAUCACUAUCCAAGAGAAAAAAACUGAACGUCUUCGUGUCGAAGAUCCUGACAAACAAAUUGUAGACAACACACAUAAGAAUCAUUUCAACGUUAAUAGUGAAAAAUAUCGGUGUGUCAAGGGUGUUUUCAAAAAACCCUAUCAAUAA